AUGAACUAUAGAAAUCUGUGCAACGUGUUCCUGUUGCUCGUGUUGUGCCACAAGGGAAAUGCGUUGCCUGCAGUGGAGACGGCAAUUGUGCCAAGUGGAGCGAAUACUAUUGAGGAGUCGGACAAGUUGCCCGACUCCAACUCGGAGCAAAUCAACGCAGCUGCCUCACAGGAGGCGGGCUUGAUUGGAGGCAAUGCUACUAACCCAUCAACGACUGCUGAAUCAGAGGCUGUAGAUCAGACACUGACAGGUGAUAAUGAAGCCAGUGCUAGUAGCAACGAACCCGUGUCCAUCUACGCUAGUGGACUCAUCACUCCAGAGGCCUUUCAGCAGUACCUUAAUCAGUACGGCGGUGCGGCUGGUCUAGCUCCUCUGGGAACCGCUUAUCCGGCUCCUAUAACUGGUCCACCUGGUCUCUAUCCUUUUCCCGGUCCCAUUGUGGUGCAAACUGGCUACGAGGGCUUCUUGGUGCCGGCUUCCACUGCUGGCAGCUCCAACUCCGAAAGUGCUGCUGAUGCGACAACAACUGUGGCCUUGACUCCCGUUGCUGCACCAUCCGCCUCGCUCACCUUGAACCCGCUAAUGGCCUUCGCAUCCAGGCUAUUGCCCACCAUCUUGAUGUCCACACUCUUCCGUAUUGCCGCCGUUGUGCUUUCCGCCGUGGGCGUAAUCCUCUUUGGAGGCGCCAUCACAAACGCUCUCUGCCGCCUCACGCCCAUCUGUGAUAUUUCCGGCAAGGCUGUCACCUAUUUUCGCACUGGGGGAGCACAGAAUGUGGGUCGCAUGCUAGCCGAAGAAAUCACCCCGGAACGUGUCCGUAGAACUGCCGAAUUUGUUCGCGGAGCCAUCGAAAAGUAUCGUCAGCUGCAGAAGCUCGUCGAUCCCGAUUCUUCUACCUAAAACCUUGCAAAUGGUCGCCAAACCUCUGCCUCCAAAAGUAUUAAAUUCUUUCGACUCAAUCCUCCUUCCUACUUCCAAUCUGCUGAACAACGUGAUUACUUUUGUAUGUUAGUUGUAAUUAUAAUAAUUGCCUGUAACGAAAUACAAAUAUACUUU
This is a messenger RNA of Drosophila nasuta, 1056 nucleotides long. RefSeq lists its product as uncharacterized. The transcript is spliced from 2 exons. The coding region runs from base 1 to 900 and encodes 299 amino acids. NCBI's taxonomy places the organism in Eukaryota, Metazoa, Arthropoda, Insecta, Diptera, Drosophilidae. The record is from RefSeq and is a predicted model, not a curated record.